This is a messenger RNA of Sclerotinia sclerotiorum 1980 UF-70, 1422 nucleotides long. Its product is annotated as NADH dehydrogenase I, D subunit. Bases 1 to 1422 code for a protein of 473 amino acids. The record is from RefSeq and is a predicted model, not a curated record. Gene Ontology annotation, biological process: mitochondrial electron transport, NADH to ubiquinone. The transcript is spliced from 3 exons. NCBI's taxonomy places the organism in Eukaryota, Fungi, Ascomycota, Leotiomycetes, Helotiales, Sclerotiniaceae. Gene Ontology annotation, molecular function: NADH dehydrogenase (ubiquinone) activity; NAD binding; quinone binding.
AUGGCUGCAUCACUAUUUCGGCAGGCCGGGCGCACAGCUGCCAAAUGCUCGUUGCGACCCACCACUACCCUUCGUCCCUCAACCUCAAGAGCCUCAAUCAGAGCAUUCUCAGCACUCCCAGCACGCAGAUACGCAGAGCCAUAUGAGGGUACAAAAUUAGUUCCUACCGAUGAACACUUCGGAAUUGCCAAUACUUAUGAUAAUACAAGCUUAGCUCAUGAGAAUCUGCAGGAAGGCGAGCAUGUGGAGAAAAGGAAGAUUCGCCAUUAUACAGUGAACUUUGGUCCUCAACAUCCGGCAGCUCACGGUGUGUUGCGUUUAAUUUUGGAGCUCAAUGGAGAGGAAAUCGUGCGGUCAGAUCCUCAUGUCGGUUUACUGCAUCGUGGAACCGAGAAGUUGAUCGAAUACAAGACAUAUAUCCAGGCCUUACCAUACUUUGAUCGAUUGGAUUACGUUUCUAUGAUGACCAAUGAGCAAUGUUUCUCUUUGGCUGUUGAGAAGUUGUUAAAUGUUGAGAUUCCUGAGAGAGCGAAAUGGAUCCGAACGCUUUUUGGUGAAAUUACUAGAAUUUUGAAUCAUCUCAUGUCGGUUUUGUCUCACGCAAUGGAUGUUGGUGCUCUCACACCUUUCUUGUGGGGUUUUGAGGAACGUGAGAAGCUUAUGGAAUUCUAUGAACGAGUUUCGGGAGCCCGCUUGCACGCUGCAUAUGUUCGUCCAGGUGGAGUCCAUCAAGAUAUCCCAGUCGGACUCCUUGAUGACAUCUAUCAAUGGGCCACUCAGUUCGGUGAUCGUAUUGACGAAACGGAAGAACUACUUACCGAUAAUAGAAUUUGGAUUGGAAGAACGAAAGGAGUUGGUGUUGUUUCAGCCGCUGAUGCUUUGAACUUAGGCUUUACUGGUGUCAUGCUUCGAGGAAGUGGUGUCCCAUGGGAUGUCCGUAAGAGUCAACCAUAUGAUGCAUAUGGCGAAGUAGAGUUCGAUGUACCAGUCGGUGUCAACGGUGAUUGCUACGAUCGAUACCUCUGCAGAAUGGAGGAAUUUAGACAAUCCCUGCGAAUUAUUCAUCAAUGUCUGAAUAAGAUGCCACCUGGACCAGUCCGAGUAGAAGAUUACAAGAUCUCGCCGCCACCUCGUGCUGCCAUGAAGGAGAAUAUGGAAGCACUCAUCCACCACUUUUUGUUAUUCACCAAGGGAUACACUGUUCCACCCGGAGAAACUUAUUCCGCGAUUGAAGCGCCAAAGGGUGAAAUGGGUGUGUACGUUGUAAGUGACGGAAGUGAAAGACCAUACCGAUGCAAGAUCCGCGCGCCAGGUUUCGCCCACUUAAGUGGAUUCGAUCAGAUUUCGAGAGGACAUUUGCUUGCUGAUGCGGUUGCUAUCAUUGGUACUAUGGAUUUGGUCUUCGGAGAAGUUGAUAGGUAG